AUGGCAGACACCGAGCCGACAGCAGUUGUGAGUCGCUACCGCCGUUACAAAGCUGGCACCAAGAAAGUCGUUGGCUGGCUUGCUCGUAGCGCAAGUACAUGCUGCGACGUUGCCGCCAAAUUCAGCUGCUUUCAGUCAGGCUCGACUUCACGAUCGGAGAUCAAGGUGCCAUCAAAGGUCCUCACAGCACUUGCAGACAUCAUCGCGUCUGCCGAGGCGGAUGUGGCAGUCCCCAAACACAUCUUGCAGGUCCUCGAAGAUGUCAUCGAACUUCGAACAGAAUGUGCUACGUGGUACGGGGCUCAGGCCGUCAGUGACAGCACUGAUCUGGCAGCCCGCAACAAGAGUCACCAACAUUUCAUCAAGGUACUCAAGGAGGUACAUGCGAUGUUGAGCAAGUCUACGAACAUACAAGCCUCUGCCACUACUACUUCCCAGUCCGAAGAAAAUAAGUCUAGCAAGAGCAAGAAGAACAAGAAAGGCCCGAGGAAGAAUAGCCUCGACAAGCUGGCGAAUCUGUUCGAGAUGCUGGAUCUUGAGGAACCGAUACUCACACCGCUCGGUGAGGCUCCAUCGCCUUCCUCUAAACCACCCAACGAAUGGAACGGCAAGUCCCUUUCGCUCGAAGAUGAUCAGGACAACGAAGCUGUGGCAUUGUGGUAUUUUCUGACAGACAUGAACGACGUCCGCCAGAAUGUACGGCAGCUCUGGCUCGAGUAUCUGGAAGGCCAGACCCGUCUAGCGGUUGCUGGCAUGGUGACUGAGACUGCUCUCGGUAUGAUCGAGCGUGCCAGUAACGACUUCGUUAGACAAUGGCCCGGCUUCACUGACUGGAUGUCUAUGCCAGAGUACCUUCGAAUCACCAUCGGCAUCAACAAUAAUCUCGUCUACUUGUUCUGCAAAUACUCGAAUGCCCUCACGAAGCACGCUGCAGCCAAUCCAAGUCCCGCCGAUCUGAUCUGCCCGACUGCGAGCUUCCUCCUGCGCACCUUCGCCGAGGGUGCAUGGACUUUUCAACAAUCGCUCACAACUUCCGACUCGGGCUCACUCGGUGGUCAUGUCGACGGCAAUAGAUUGUCAGCGGAGCGACCUUACUCCGAAUUCGAAGAAGUGCUGCUCUUCAUGCUCCCAGCGUUAACCUCCCUUAAGACCUGGAAAGAAUGCUACGAGCUGACGAAGCGACCUACGCAACUCAACUUGUCAAUCCAUGAUCAUUCAAAGAUUACGGAUGGCCUGAUGAGCUUGAUCGACGCUAACCAAGACAUACCUGUGCUCGACACACCUAUUUGGCUUGUCUUUGCAUGCCAAAUAUGCAUGGACAUUAACGAGGUGGUGCAAGGUAUGGGCACGUGUGGUGCUGAUGGGCUUCUGAAGACUACGACCGACAUCCAGAACAGCCUCAAUGAGGCCCUCACUUGGGUACAAAAGGAGAUGAACGUUAGCGCUUUCGCCACACGUAAGUCAGAGUUUCAGCUGCUGGAGUCCCUUGUAGCCGGCUUCAAAGACAACAUCAAGACCAUCAGACGGCUGGAAAGUGCUAAGAAAAUUUCUCCGCUCGACACAGACGAUACAUGGGUCCUUUACAAGAGCAGAUGCACAAUCCCAGGUCUUGAGGUAUUACCGUAUCGAGCGGCACUCAUGAUACACGCAUUCAAGGACUGGUCAUACGACCUUCUCACUGGGGUGGGCAACGAUGAUCACGCGAUCGUGGCCAUGGCACACCUGUAUGGAGCUGCUAAAGGUCGUGGUCUGCUUCAGGUACCCUGGGAAGACAUGAUAUUCCUCGAGCGUAUCCAGUCAGGCCGCAAGCCAUUGGUGACCAAGACCAGAAAUGAGGCCAGCAUUAUGGAAUACUUGCGCCACUAUGCCAUUGACCUCGGAGCUGACGUGGCUGCUACGAUCAAGCCUGAGUUUCCUGCCAAUCUAGACUGGAAGCGUAUGCUAAAGAAUGGCAAGCAAGUCAGCAAUCGGCUGUCUGAGCUGCGAUGGGCGUUCCGAGAGCGCCAUGAGGAGAACCAAGUCUUGGGACACCAGCGCGGCAACACAUACGACGUCGUCCUUGCCACAUUCACUGAUAGACGGAAGCGAGAAGAUCAAGCACGCGGUUCUAUGAAGUCCUCUUCAGGACAAAUCAAGUACAGCCCUCUACAGCUUCUUCAAACCCUGACCGGAUACUCAAAGCGCGACGAGCCUCGGGUCAAUUUCGACUAUGCAGGAUUCUCACGACUGUCGACAUAUGGCUACGCGUUCCAAAUUCUCCAAGUCACGGCCGAGUUCGAAGCAAAAUCAGUGCCGCUCUCUGCAACGCCGCUGGCGUAUGUCACCCGCACCUUGCGGGCCAUGAUUGAAAAGUGCGGCAAGGACUUCUUUACCAAAGCACAGCAGCAAUGCAGUGGACGCAUCCCCAAGUCGCACUUGCCCAAGUUUGAGAACACCCGCCCGGACCCAAGUGAUGACAUCGCAAAGCUCAUCAACAAGUACCCCGGAUUGUCAGUCGGCACAUCGCGCACCACAGUUGAGUUCUACGACUCGCAAGGAUCCACUACACGCUUCAACGAUCUGCUGUACAACAACGACAUGCGGAAGAUCAUGCCACAGGGUAUGAGCAAAGCUACUCACAUCAUCGUCCCGGUCGAGGAGCUUGGUGAGGCUGAGGAGACUGCGAGAAGGGACUUACCGGAUCACAAGCUCACUGAUGUGUACGAGUACUACGAUUUGAUUUGGGAUGGGAAGAGAGAGCAGAUUCAUGGUCGCAAUGGAUUUUGA
Fulvia fulva is the source of this 2766-nucleotide messenger RNA. RefSeq lists its product as uncharacterized. The transcript is spliced from 2 exons. The coding region runs from base 1 to 2766 and encodes 921 amino acids. The record is from RefSeq and is a predicted model, not a curated record. Lineage: Eukaryota; Fungi; Ascomycota; Dothideomycetes; Mycosphaerellales; Mycosphaerellaceae.